AUGAAAAAAAAUGUUGGCCCGUCUCGCAACUUUUACCAAAACCGGUCUUUGUCGCCGUCGGUUUCUAAUAAUAAAGAUGAUACUAGCGUUGGGUUUAUGACAGAAAUGGGAAAUUUAUCAGAGCAACAGAAGCCAGAAACGUUUGAAAAGUCUCCAAACAGAUUUUUGGAACCGAUUUCCUCUGAUGAAGAAGAGAGCGAACCAACGGCUAGAAAGACCCGGAUGCGACCAUCUUCACCAGUCAUUGCUGAAGCGCAUCAAUGCUCUGGCUUACAUAAUAUUGGAACAAGCACAGAUAACCUAAUGGACACCAGUGAAGCUAAUAUCAUUGAAAGUCAUCUUGAAGCUGAUUCGACAACCAUCAACAAACCAAUUCCAAUCAACAUUGAAGACGAAGUUUUGCCAUUGAUAAAUCUGCAGCAAAAUUUGAGACGCCUUUCCGUGGAGCAUCGACGACUGAUCUCGUCAGAUUUCCAUAACGACAUUCCAAAUUUGACCUGGAAAGCGAAAGAUCCAUGUCCAGAGGGACUGACCGAACAAAGCAGGGAGACAUUGAGGAACUUGCCAACAGAACACAGAGAUUUCAUCUUGGAAAAUUUUUACAACGGACUCCUGGAACCAAUUUCUUCGGAUGAAGAAGAAUAG
Caenorhabditis briggsae is the source of this 645-nucleotide messenger RNA. The transcript is spliced from 3 exons. The record is from RefSeq and is a predicted model, not a curated record. Lineage: Eukaryota; Metazoa; Nematoda; Chromadorea; Rhabditida; Rhabditidae. Bases 1 to 645 code for a protein of 214 amino acids.